GAGACCCGUAAUUGCCUAUAUAAUCCUUAGAAACCCUAGAAAUCUCAACCUAUUAACAGUCAUCUCUCUCUCCUCCUCUCUGUGUAGUAGCUCCUCCUGCUUAAGGAAAAUCACAAAAAGACUUAUCAAUGGCAGUCACAUUCCAUGACAUCAACUCGGCUGUUGGCCUGAAGAAAUUGGAUGACUACUUGCUUGCCCGCAGUUACAUCACUGGCUAUGAAGCUUCAAAGGAUGAUCUCAUUGUCCAUGCAGCUCUUUCAAAGCCUCCAUCAUCAGAAUUUGUGAACGUGUCUCGGUGGUACAACCAUAUCACUGCACUUCUUAGGAUUUCUGGUGUUUCUGGACAAGGCUCUGGUGUCAUUGUUGAGGGAUCUGCUCCCAUCACAGAGGAAGCUGUUGCUACACCUCCUGUGGCUGAUACAAAGGCCUCAGCUGCUGAAGACAGUGAUGAUGAUGUGGAUCUGUUUGGCGAAGAGACUGAAGAAGAGAAGAAGGCUGCUGAAGAGCGUGCAGCUUCCAUCAAGGCAUCUACAAAAAAGAAAGAAUCUGGAAAGUCAUCAGUCCUGUUGGAUGUGAAGCCAUGGGAUGAUGAAACUGACAUGAAAAAACUUGAGGAGGCAGUAAGAAGUGUUCACCUUGAAGGCUUGCAUUGGGGAGCAUCCAAACUUGUAGCUGUUGGGUAUGGAAUAAAGAAGUUGCAAAUAAUGCUAACAAUUGUUGAUGACCUGGUCUCUGUUGACACUCUUAUUGAGGAACAACUUACUGUUGAACCAAUUAAUGAGUAUGUCCAGAGCUGUGACAUUGUAGCCUUCAACAAAAUAUGAUUGGAGCAUGGAGUGUUCUAGUGUGAGAGGGGUUGCUAGGAAGAUAUUUUAUAUCUGCUCGUAUCUUGUUUCUUGGGGCAUGAUGUGAGACUUUAUAUUAUCUUUGGUUAUGAUGUAUUUUAGCAUUCCUUUCAUGAAUAAUAUGCCAGUCCUUUGUAGGUGCUUGCUAAACCCAAAUGCAAGUGUCGUGCAAUAGUAAAUCUUGUAAGUCGAGUACUGUAUUCACAAAGA
Molecule: messenger RNA, 1055 nt
Organism: Prunus avium (sweet cherry)
Lineage: Eukaryota; Viridiplantae; Streptophyta; Magnoliopsida; Rosales; Rosaceae
Product: elongation factor 1-delta 1
Biological process (GO): translational elongation
Cellular component (GO): cytosol; eukaryotic translation elongation factor 1 complex
Molecular function (GO): translation elongation factor activity; guanyl-nucleotide exchange factor activity
Source: RefSeq, a predicted model, not a curated record